AUGUUCUCUCAAAAGGUUGCCCAGCAGUCGCUGCGACGGCUUGCCGUCCAGCAGCCGUUCGCUAUGCAGUCCUCCUUGAUGCGCGCCUCCCCCGCCGCUGUUGCUCUCGGCCAGAACAUCCAGACGAGACAAGUCACCUCGUCUCCCAACACCGAGGACCCUACCCAGAUCCUCGUUAAGCAGCGUCUCCAGCGGCCCAUCGCUCCCCACCUCACCAUCUACAAGCCCCAGAUUGGCUGGAUCGGCUCUUCUCUGCACCGUAUCUCUGGUGUCGCCCUCUCCGGCACCCUCUACCUCUGGGCCACCGCUUACCUCGUCUCCCCCACCUUCGGAUGGCACCUCGAGUCGGCCACCAUGGCCGCUUCCAUGGGCGCCAUGCCCGUCCUGGCCAAGGUCCUCCUCAAGAGCACCCUUGCCCUUCCCUUCACCUACCACUGCAUGAACGGUAUCCGCCACUUGAUGUGGGAUCUUGGCCGUGGUCUUACCAACCCCGUUAUUAUCAAGACUGGCUGGACUGUCGUUGGCCUCAGCAUUGCCAGCGCUGUUGGUCUUGCUUUGCUUUAA
This is a messenger RNA of Penicillium antarcticum, 564 nucleotides long. RefSeq lists its product as uncharacterized. The coding region runs from base 1 to 564 and encodes 187 amino acids. Gene Ontology annotation, biological process: mitochondrial electron transport, succinate to ubiquinone; tricarboxylic acid cycle. The record is from RefSeq and is a predicted model, not a curated record. Gene Ontology annotation, molecular function: electron transfer activity; succinate dehydrogenase activity. The transcript is spliced from 3 exons. Lineage: Eukaryota; Fungi; Ascomycota; Eurotiomycetes; Eurotiales; Aspergillaceae. Gene Ontology annotation, cellular component: membrane.